GAUGUGAAAUUAGGUAACUGGUAGUAUGUAGGUCUAGCUGGUUGGAGAAGCUUAGGGCCUGUUUGGCUGCCACCUAAAAACCUGUUAAUCUCAUUUUAGUUAAUUGUAACUAUGCAAUGGAGAUCCUAAUUGUUGGUCAUCAAGAUUUUUUUUAAUCACUACCAAAAAGAUAUAUGAUCUGUAAUAUAUAAUUAUGAUCAGAGGUUGAAUUCCCUAUGGAUGUGGUGACCAUGGGUGGUCUAUCCAAGCCAUUGUUCUGACGGCCCCCACCAUGAAUGGAUCAUUCCCAGAAUAUCCUCUCAAUUGGUCAACUCUAACCUUCCUGUCGUUGGCAUGCAAAUACGUUGUUAAAAAGAAAUGCACGAGCAAGCCACAUUCAAUGGAGGAAGGACCAAAUAUUCAAUGGCUCGGAUCCUCCAAUUAGGUAGUUUUGAGGGGAGUGGUCCAUCCAUGAUGGGGGCCGUCCAAUGAAUGACUUGGAUUGAUCAACGAUGGGCCCUGCAUCUACAAAACUAAGUUCCGAAAAGGGAAGUCCCCUGUUCUGAACGAAUAGGGAACUCAGCCUCUUAUGAUUAGCUAAAAUGAGAUAAACUCAUUUUUAAGUGGCACCCAUACUGGCCCUUUGAUUUUCAUUUAAAAUACAAUUUGUGGAAAUGCUGACCGUACACGCCUGUAUUAAGUUAUUGCCAACCGUUUAUUCCUUCCAUACAGUGGUUUUUUAGCUCCUCAUCACACUCAUACAACAAAAAGUAGUUAUGGUGGAAGAGAAUUUUUCAUGUUUCCCUAACGGUCCAUGGACCUGUUUUUAAUGAUACAGAUGGAAGUGGGAAUUCAUCAACGGAUCCAUUGUCGCAAGAGGUUCAGAAAGACAGUGAACACCCAUCUGAAUGCAUCAGCAGCCAUUUGACUGAGGCAAAUUACAUCACAUCUGAAGAAACUCAAUCAUCUAACAUCCAAUCAACUUCUACUGAUGUUACCCAGAGGCCCAUUUGGUCACAUGAAGCUUUAGAUCCUUCUUUAAGAUGCUCAGAAUCCUCUCGAGCUGAAUUCAUCACUGAAAAUAGAAAUUCGGUUUCUUCCACAUCUGGAGAAGACAGAACUCCUGGUUCUGAAAUGGAGAGUUCAAUCAAGAGAAAUCCAAGCAGUGUAAGGAAAAUGAUUACUGCAUUUGAAAGUAUAACUCAGGUAAUUCUAUCUCAGAUUUUUACACUCUAUGGGUACUUUGCAAAGAUUAUUUGUUUUACUUGAUUCCAAAAGACUUGUAUGAAAUCAGGAACUGAAAUCUCGGGUGGGCCCUUUGGAGAAACCCCAAAGAAGCAAAAUCAAGAUGGAGAGCUCUUCGAAGAGGCCAUGGGUACUAGAAGAAGCCAGCGCGAUUUCUAUUUUUACGGGAAGGCUUCCGGAUGCAAACUUGCAACAAAACCCAAAAUACCUAAAACCGCUUCAUGCAAAGAAAUUGGAAGAAACACCUCAUUCAAAUCUAGACACUGGAUCUGGAAGAAAAGACCCAUUUGGUUUGAAGAACGAGCAGUUGGAGCUGUUAGGAGUACGACAUGACCUGGUUGAAGAAACAAACUCAGAUAAAGACACUAGAGAGUCUAAUCACUGUUUGGGUAUAAAUGAUGGUGGAUUGAAAACUUGUAGAGAAGAUUCAGAUGAUGUAAGUAUCUCUGGAGCUUCAAAAGGAAAACAGGAACUGGUGAUAGACAAUGAAGUCCGACAGUGUCUCUUUGAGAGCCCUUGGAGCUGGAUAUUCCAAGAUGAAACAAGACGUCUAUGUAUUACAACUGGGAGUAAACAAAUGAGGAAUGUUGUUGAAGGAUAUAGCAUCUACACAGAAACACAAAAACAGCCAGGGGUGGUAAAUUUCUCCAGAACAGAAGAAGAGAGUAAGAUAUGUGGCAACACUCAUACUGAGGUUAAUAAAGAUGAUGCAGCUUCUUGUAAUUUGAGGAAACCGAAACUUAACAAUUCGGCGGAUAUUUCAAAGAUUGCUUGGGGAUUGAUUGAACAGGCGAUAAAGGUUGGGAUUUUAGUGGUGUGUGGAGCUAUUCUUUUCGGUACCAGGGAAAGAAAGACAAGGUAAAAGUAAAUGGGUGGCAGUGGUUGGAAGUUGGAAAUUAUGAAGCAAGAGCUGUAGCAAUGAGGCUGUACCUUGAGAAUUUCGUGCUGGAGAUAUGGUGGCUUUAUACAACACGCUAGAACAGUGAUAGCCGGGUCUGCUACUCCAAAUUCACCUUGUUCAGUUGAAAUUGAGGUUGACAUGUCAUUGGAAAUCUUCAACGGAGGAGAUUCUUAUCUAGCAAUAGCUGUAUUGGUUCAUGUAUUACAUACCCAGAAUUCUGAUUCAUCUUAACAUAUAUUUAUUUACAUUGUGUGCA
Messenger RNA from Magnolia sinica, 2381 nucleotides. RefSeq lists its product as uncharacterized. The record is from RefSeq and is a predicted model, not a curated record. Bases 1328 to 2086 code for a protein of 252 amino acids. NCBI's taxonomy places the organism in Eukaryota, Viridiplantae, Streptophyta, Magnoliopsida, Magnoliales, Magnoliaceae. The transcript has 5 exons.